AUGGUCUACCUCUACCACGAGCGGCAGGAGGCCGCCCUCUGCGGCCAGCACUGCCUCAACAACCUGCUCCAGGGCCCGCACUUCACCGCCGGCGACCUCGCCGACAUCGCGACCGCGCUCGACCAGCAGGAGCGGAAGCUGAUGCUCGAGGCGGGGAUGACGGCGGAGGCGCGCGCGUUCAUGAGCGAGGACUCGUCGAACGUCGACGCGUCGGGCAACUUCUCCAUCCAGGUCCUCUCGCAGGCGCUGCAGAACGUGUUUGGUCUCGCGCUCGAGGACUCGCGCCGGCCCGAGAACCGGAGCCUGAUGCAGUCGCCGGACGCGCAGACGGGCUUCGUGCUUAACCGGCACUCGCACUGGUACUGCCUCCGCAAGCUCAACAACCAGUGGUGGUCGUGCAACUCGACCCAGAUGGCGCCUGAGCGGAUCACGUCGAGCGGCAACUUCUCGGGCCUGAGCUCCGAGCUCCGCAACCUCGCCUCGGACAACUGGACAGUCUUUGUCGUCAAAGGAGACCGCUGGCCGCAGCCCGCGCCGCGCAAUCAGGGGGCGCCCCCUUCGAACUGGGUCGACCCCGCGAGCCCGCCCCGCGACCCGAACGAGCCCGCCGAGUUUAGCGGGUCGACGUUUGGCAACGCGGCGCCGCGGCAGGAGGCGCCGAAGGUGGAGGCGUUCUCGGGGCAGGGGCGGUCGCUCGGCGGCAGCAAGCGGCCCGCGCCGGCGGAGGUUGCCGACCUCAGCGAGGAGGAGCAGCUGGCGAUGGCGCUCUCUCUCUCGCAGGAGCUCGCGGGGCAGGCCCGCACGCCCUCCGAGCCGAUUGUCGUCGACGAGGCGUCGCCCACAACCACGCUGCGGGCCCGCAUGGCGGACGGAAGCAAGGCGGUCAUCAAGGCGAACCACACACACACAGUCGACCAGCUGAAGCGGCACGUUGCUUCUCUCGCGCCCGGCGUCGCCUUCUCGCUCAAGGGAGGUUUCCCGCCAAAGCCGCUCGAGGAGGGAGGCCUCUCGCUCGCCGACGCGAAGCUGCUCAACGAGGUGCUCGUCUUCUGCCCCGAGUGACGAACUCGACGCGGUUGUGGGCCAGGCUGUGCUUCCACGGCGGCAUCCGACACAUCGCUCUUGCGUCGCUUCUCUAAGCUGAAAGCUCUAACCGCUAACGUACUCAACUGUCAGUUUGGGGCGCCGCGUGUGGAAA
Molecule: messenger RNA, 1198 nt
Organism: Emiliania huxleyi CCMP1516
Lineage: Eukaryota; Haptophyta; Isochrysidales; Noelaerhabdaceae
Exons: 13
Coding region: 1-1062 (353 amino acids)
Biological process (GO): protein deubiquitination
Cellular component (GO): nucleus
Molecular function (GO): cysteine-type deubiquitinase activity; protein binding
Source: RefSeq, a predicted model, not a curated record